This is a messenger RNA of Tupaia belangeri chinensis (Chinese tree shrew), 942 nucleotides long. RefSeq names its product olfactory receptor 9I1. The record is from RefSeq and is a predicted model, not a curated record. NCBI's taxonomy places the organism in Eukaryota, Metazoa, Chordata, Mammalia, Scandentia, Tupaiidae. Gene Ontology annotation, cellular component: membrane. Gene Ontology annotation, molecular function: G protein-coupled receptor activity; olfactory receptor activity. Gene Ontology annotation, biological process: G protein-coupled receptor signaling pathway. The coding region runs from base 1 to 942 and encodes 313 amino acids. The transcript has a single exon.
AUGGCAGAGAAUGGUACCGAGGUGAUGGAAUUUGUUCUGAUGGGAUUCCAGCUGCAGGCAGAACUGCAGAGGGGUCUCUUCUUUGUGUUUCUAGUCCUUUAUCUCAUCACCAUUGGAGGCAAUGUGGGCAUGAUUGUGCUAAUUCAGAGAGACUCUCGACUCCAGACUCCUAUGUACUUUUUCCUCAGCCACCUUUCCUUCCUGGACAUUUGUUACUCUUCUGUUAUUGUCCCUCAGUUACUUGAGACCUUGGCGACUGAGGUGAUGGUCAUCACUUUUGAACGCUGUGCCACUCAGUUCUUCUUUUUCACACUCUGUGCCAGCACCGAAUGUUUCCUUUUGGCUGUGAUGGCCUAUGACCGUUACGUGGCUGUGUGCAACCCCCUUCUCUAUACCACAGCUAUGACACCACAGACUCGCCUGGGGCUGGUGGCUGGAGCAUAUGCUGGUGCAAUGGUGAAUUCUGUGAUCCGUACUGGGUGUACCUUCUCGAUCUCCUUCUGUAAGUCCAACUAUGUGGACUUCUUCUUUUGUGACCUUCCACCCCUGCUAAAGCUUGCCUGUAGUGAGACCAGGCCACGGGAGUGGGUAAUCUACAUCUUAGCUUUCUUGGUUAUCACGAUUAGCAUUUCAGUGAUCCUUAUUUCCUACCUAUUCAUCAUCCGGGCUAUUCUGAAGAUUCGUACAGCAGGUGGCAAAGCCAAGACCUUCUCCACCUGUGCUUCUCACAUGACUGCAGUGACUCUUUUCUUUGGAACUCUCAUAUUCAUAUACCUGAAAGGUAACAUGGGCAAAUCCCUUGGGGAAGACAAGAUUGUGUCAGUAUUUUACACGGUGGUCAUUCCCAUGCUAAACCCAAUGAUCUAUAGUCUGAGAAACAAGGAGGUGAAAGAGGCUCUGAAGAAAGUUUUCAAUAGGAUGCGGGUUUCCCAAUCAGAGUAA